Nannospalax galili (Upper Galilee mountains blind mole rat) is the source of this 1527-nucleotide messenger RNA. It is a transcript of the gene Rfc2, whose product is annotated as replication factor C subunit 2. NCBI's taxonomy places the organism in Eukaryota, Metazoa, Chordata, Mammalia, Rodentia, Spalacidae. Gene Ontology annotation, cellular component: nucleus; DNA replication factor C complex. The coding region runs from base 50 to 1108 and encodes 352 amino acids. The record is from RefSeq and is a predicted model, not a curated record. Gene Ontology annotation, molecular function: ATP hydrolysis activity; DNA clamp loader activity; ATP binding. The transcript has 11 exons. Gene Ontology annotation, biological process: DNA-templated DNA replication; DNA repair.
UUGGCGUCACGGGGCGGAGCUUCGGGUGGCGGGAAGAUCGGGCACUGGAAUGGAAGCGGAGGAGAGCGGCAAUGGUGCCGGGGAGAGCGGGACGCAGGGUUCUGCGUCUGUUGUCAGCAAGGCCGCAGGCGGCGCUGGCCACUACGAGCUGCCGUGGGUUGAAAAAUACAGGCCAGUAAAGCUCAAUGAAAUUGUUGGAAAUGAAGACACUGUGAGCAGGUUGGAGGUCUUUGCAAGAGAAGGCAAUGUGCCCAAUAUCAUCAUUGCGGGUCCCCCUGGAACUGGCAAAACAACCAGCAUCCUGUGUUUGGCGCGAGCACUGCUGGGCCCAGCCCUGAAAGAUGCUGUCCUGGAACUCAACGCUUCCAAUGACAGGGGCAUCGAUGUGGUGAGGAAUAAAAUCAAAAUGUUCGCCCAGCAGAAAGUCACCCUUCCCAAAGGCCGACACAAGAUCAUCAUCCUGGAUGAGGCUGACAGCAUGACAGACGGUGCCCAGCAGGCCUUGAGGAGAACCAUGGAAAUCUACUCCAAGACCACGCGCUUUGCUCUGGCCUGUAACGCUUCCGACAAAAUCAUAGAGCCCAUCCAGUCUCGCUGUGCAGUGCUCCGCUACACCAAGCUCACAGAUGCACAGGUCCUCACCAGGCUCAUGAAUGUCAUCGAGAAGGAGGAAGUGCCCUACACGGAUGAUGGCCUGGAAGCUAUUAUCUUUACUGCCCAGGGAGACAUGCGCCAGGCACUGAACAACUUGCAGUCUACAUUCUCAGGAUUCGGCUAUAUCAACAGCGAGAAUGUAUUCAAGGUCUGUGACGAGCCGCAUCCCCUGCUGGUGAAGGAGAUGAUCCAGCAUUGCGUGGGAGCCAACAUUGAUGAGGCCUACAAGAUUCUUGCUCACCUGUGGCACCUGGGCUACUCACCCGAAGACAUCAUUGGCAACAUUUUCCGAGUAUCUAAAACCUUCCCAAUGGCUGAGUACUUGAAACUGGAGUUCAUCAAGGAAAUCGGCUAUACCCACAUGAAAGUGGCUGAAGGCGUGAACUCCCUUCUGCAGAUGGCAGGGCUCCUGGCCAGGCUGUGUCAGAAGACUAUGGCUCCGGUGGCCAGUUGAAUUGGGGACUCUUUUCACUGAUGUGCUGAUCAAGGGAAAUGAUGCCUGAGCCUGGCACUAGAACAUGCUGACUUUACCAGGCUCUCAUGUAUCCCAGGCUGGCCUCAACACCUUGAGCUCCUUAUCUUCCUGUGUCCAUCUCCCAAGUGCUAGAUUACAGGUGUGCACUGCUAUGCCUUGUUUAUGCAGUGCUGGGGAUGGAGCCCAGGGCUUCCUGUAUGCUAAGCAAGUACUCUGUUAGCCAAGCCACAUUCUCCAGCCCUGCGCCUGACUUAAAUUCUAGUGGUUUACAUGUUGCUUCUGAUGCAUCUCUAUUCUUUGAGUAUUUGAAUUCAGCCUCAGACUUGGGGACUUGGGAACAUGGUAAGAAGGCCAUACGGUGUUGGCAUUGUAGGUAAUAAAUCCUCUCGAUGUUUGUC